CCAUGAUCUUAGGCCAUCUAUUGUAGAAGAUUAUGAUUUUAAAUGCCUUAAUAAAGAAUAUUUGGAGCUAGAUUACAAGAUGCCUGUAAGAUCAACAUUUAUUCACUGUUUGCAGGAUUGGUACUCCUUACUAAAAACAAUGGCGAUGGACUUGUUGGAAAAACCAACACAUCUGGCCUUGACGAACGACUUUUGGACGAGUCUGGCUCAAGAUUCCUUCAUGACUUCAUGGAGUGGACUUUUCUAUCAGACAUUUUCAAAAAGGCAGACUCAGUUUAUAAAACAAGAAUGCAUACAAACGGGAUACAGUAAAUCUGACAGUUGUCUAAAAAGGAUCCUUAAAAAGGGACAAGAAGAGAACAUCUUUGAAAAGAACAAAGUUACUCUUAAGCAAAUAUUAAAUAAGGUUCAUAACCUUAAGAAGAACGCCGCUAUCUAA
This is a messenger RNA of Owenia fusiformis, 439 nucleotides long. NCBI's taxonomy places the organism in Eukaryota, Metazoa, Annelida, Polychaeta, Sabellida, Oweniidae. The record is from the annotation of a GenBank genome assembly.